This is a messenger RNA of Culicoides brevitarsis, 6443 nucleotides long. RefSeq lists its product as uncharacterized. Lineage: Eukaryota; Metazoa; Arthropoda; Insecta; Diptera; Ceratopogonidae. The record is from RefSeq and is a predicted model, not a curated record. Gene Ontology annotation, cellular component: cytoplasm. The coding region runs from base 54 to 6443 and encodes 2129 amino acids. The transcript has 29 exons.
UUAGUGAACAAAAAUUAAAGUUUGAACAGAAAUUUCAAAACACUGCACAAAGUAUGGAAAAACGUAUUAAAAAAUUAGUCGAAACUGUAGAUAGUACGAGUAUUUCUUCCUGGAGUAAUUUUGUAAAAACUCUGUAUGCGGCUAUGUCAAAGGAAACUGACCAUUUGAAAGUUUAUUUAAAAGAAUCUUUAGUAAUUCUCGUAGAAAAUUGUGGUAACGAACAAAUGAAUAUUCGUUUAGAAACUGAAGAAAAUAUCAGCAAAAUUUUGCACUUGUGCAACGAGACAAGGUCGUUAUCUUUUGUGUCGUUUUUGACUUUGAAUAUUUUAAAGGAACGAUCUCUGAUGCAUAGAUCCGUAAAAAUGUGUAUUCAAUUGCUUUCAUAUUCUAUGGAUUCUAUCAAACCACAAAAGCAAAAAGACUUUGCUUUACAAGUAUUUUGCAUAGUGACACAAAAAUGUGAAAUUUUCAUCGAUUCAGUUUGCAUAGAAAGUUUUUCAGAAUUUUUCAAUUCGUACAUAAGAGUAUUUGGACGUUUUUUAAACGGCCAACAAGUUUUGCAAAUUUUGCAAACUUUUAAAAAAUAUAUUUAUUUUGAAACCUCAUUAAUCAGGCACUGCUUAUGUCAAUGUAUAGCGAAAUGCUUAGUUUGCUCUACGAACUAUAAAGGUAUUUUGCAGAAAGAAAUUUUAAAAUGGUUAGUUAUUUUCCAGACGUCUACAAAUGAAAAAGAACUCAUUGGAUUAGCAGAAAUUCUUAAAUACAAUAUAUAUGUGAUGGAAAACGAAUUUCUUGAACAACUUUUGAUUGAAUUAGAAUUGCACUUCGAGACCCUUUUGUUGCAUAAACAUAUUGGAGUUAUCAAUAUGGGCUUAGAGCUAUUGAUUGCUUUAUUUAAAUCUACAAAUAAUGAUUUUAAACGCAAAUUGCUUAAACACACAUUGUAUUUUAAAGAGAAUGAUAUAUUGUUAAUCGAUCAUAUUUUUAAAAUAUUGGGAUCUCAAUUUUUGUAUGAAGAUACAGACGGGAGUCCAAAAACGAAUGUUUUAGUGUCCAUUCAAAGUAAUGUUAUUGAGUUUUUUACUGUUUGUACAGAUUUUGAUAUCUCUCAGGUUACAAAAAAGGCCUUUCUUACAAAAAUACUAAUUGAAAUGUCUAAACAUAACGACUUUAUCAUACGAGAAAAAACAAUCGUAUUCCUUAGUAAAUUUAUCAACACAAACAUUGAAGAAAAACGACAAAUUAUCAUAACUUUAGCAUUAGCGUUUAAAGAUCCAGCACAUACUGUUGUGGCCUCUUUGAUUGCGCAAUUGAGUGAAUCAUUCAAUGAUUUAUUACUUCUACCCAUAAAUGAUCAAAUUUUUAUCAACAACGUGCCUUUUACUACAUUUUUGUUGGACAAGAUUCUUUCAUUCAAUCCACAGAGUCAUUGGUUAGUCAUUAUCAAAGUUUGUGAAUUUAAUGGUAAAAUAGAUUUUGGGAGACUUCGAGUUCAUUUGGGUUAUUCAAUGGCUAACUAUUAUAAAAAAUCUUGUUUUGUUCAGCUAUUAACCUUUUUAAGCUCAAAAGAUAUAAGAAUAGCAUUAAAAAGUGCAGAAAGCAUAAAGAACAGCCUUCGGUUUUCUGAUUCGGACACCCUGUUUCAUACUCAUAUUGCAGAAUUCGCAUCUAAAAGAUAUUAUUUUAACAAAAACCUUUUAUAUCAUAAAGAAUGGAAUAAUGUUGAAAACUUCGAAAGCAUUUGCAAUGAUUUAGUUGCUAUAGAGGAUAUCCGUCGAAAAAGGUGUAUUAAUGUAUUGGCCGAUUGCAUCUCUAAAAUUUCCCAUACAUUGCUUAUGGAGUAUACAUUUUUUGAAACAAUUUUAACAAUGAUGAUUGAGGAUUACAGUACAGCAAUUGACAUUAUUUGUCACUCAAAUUUAUUUACUAUUUUACAGCAUAUUCUUACAGGUCUUAAGGAUGAACAAAAACAUACACAAAACCUAGUCAUUAUAAAAUGUCAUAUAAUCAAUAUUAUACAAUUGUACUUACGAAUUUUUGAGACGGAGUUAACCGAUAUAUGUUUCGAUGCAAACGCAUCAAAUACAUCAAUGACUGUACUUAAAAACUCAACACCAAUUUAUGAAAGGUUGUACGAUGUUUUAAAAAGAAAAUAUGAGAAUAGUCGAUUAACUUUGGAGAAAAAAAAUAAUGAAGAGUUAUUUCAACUUCUGCAAAACGCAAUGAACACUUUAUCGACUUGCAUGCAUCUCUUUUCAAUUAGCCUUUUUGUAUCAACUGAAGAGUAUGCUGAACUUAUAAUGUCGUGCAAUAUUUUUUAUAAACAUGUUCCACAUACAUCAAUAAUGUUCUUAGUUCAAUUGAUAAACAAUAACAAUUCAAUAAGCUACAAAAAGAAUCUAUAUAAUUAUCUUAAUCUAGAUUCCGAAAAACAAGAUUGUGAUUGUUUUCACAAUGUUCAGAAAAGUUUAUCAAAAAUUGAGUCUAUAGUAAUAAACUUACAGCAUGGUCAAAAGCAACAUCUAGAAAAAGUGGUGGAGAAAUCUUUGAAACAAUUUGUAUCGAAAGCUAUAAUGGAAUACGAUCUGAAUGCAGAGCUACAAUGUGGAAUUUUAGAAUUGAUGUGCAUUCUUUUAUAUAGAAACUUUGAUUACAGUUUUCUUGAUCCUGAAAUGCUGCUUCUUACAAAAGUAUUAGUUCAAUUUGAUAUAUUGGAACAAUCAAUGCCAAGAAUAGCUGACAAAACAUUAAAAUCCGCAAUACGGUUUAUUUUAACAAUAUCAAUAAAAAAGAUAAGUACUGGCGUUACAUUAUCAAAAGUCAUGAAUUUGAUGGAUACUUCCUUAACUAAUACACACUCUUGUGCAACAACAAUAAUUUGUGAACUCUUAGUUUCAAUAUUUUGCAAUGAUUAUUUUUUGAAAAUUGAAAAUCAAGCAGAAAUAAACACAUUAAAAGAAGUCCUCCUUCACACAUUAUAUAAGUUUAAAUUGAACGUUGAGAUCAUGCAAACUCUUCCAUUAAUAAUAAACAAUGGACUUGGUAUACUUAUAGAAAUCAUUCGUAAAUACUUUUUUGGACAACUUAUUCAACAAGGAAUACAAGAAGCAAAAUAUUAUUAUUUUGCUUUACUGACAAUUGAUACAAUAAAUCAUUACUUCACAUUGCCAGAUUGCUGGAUUAAAUUAUCAAUAGAGCAAUUUAUGAAAACUGACUUAUACGACUUAGAGUGUCUACUAUACAAUGGCUGUUGGUUAUAUGUUAUGUUAACAUUAGACUUCAAUUUGCUUUUUAAAAAUAUACAACUAAAUGGUUACUUGUUGCAAGAUAUUGGAUGUAGGAUAACAAUCUUUUUUAUGCAAUUUUUCAAAAACUUUAACACGUUUUCAUUUGCGACGCAAGAUAUGUUUGAAUAUUUGAAACAUAUUCUGUUAAAACUUAAAGCCGCCAACUUUUGCAACUACUUGCGAAUCGAUUGCAAACUUCACCAAAAAUUUUCAACGAUAAAUUCAAGAGACAUUCAUCUAAAAAAACUACUCCAGAUAUUUUUUUCAUGUACUUUACAUGAGCAGGAAAUUAGUUUGGGUGUCACGCAAUUUAAGUUUUUAUUCUCCGAAAUAAUGCCUUUAAAUAUCAUCAAUUUUAUAUAUAAAAAUAUAUUAUCAAAGAAUUGUUAUAUUACUAUUCCCACAAAAAAUUUCAUUAAAAUUGGGAAAACAUCAAGAGAAAAAAAUAAGAACCACAUGAUAAAAUUAUUGCUUAGUGUCUCGAGAAAAAAUACAUUCCUUCUAUUGAGUAUUUACUUGCAUAAGCCAAUGUAUAGAAAAAAAAACAUGUUAUCGAUCAGUAAUCUACCAAACAUGACUGAAUGGGUUUCAUUGAUUUGUAGUAAGGAAAUCACAGCAAAAAAAUCAAAUUAUAUAUUGAGGUUCGAGCGGUUUGGAAAAAAAACGCCAUAUCACUUUCAACAUCCUCUCAAUACAAAAAAUCAUGGUAUUAUAAAAUGUGAAUGCUUGAACUCUAUUAUAGCCGGAGUCUAUUUACUGGAAAUGAAAUCAGAAAGAAAGGUUUUUGAUGUGUUAGAGUCUCAAGCAAUAGACUUUUUGUAUUUCUAUGAAUGGAUUCCAUUGUGUUUCAAAAAAAUGUAUUCUGACAUUCAUGAUUACCAUCAUAAAAAAAAUAAUUCCAAGUUAAAGUAUUUAUCCAUACCACCUCUAAUGAAAAUUUUAAUGACAAAAAUGUUCAAAAAUUUGAAGGAAUUUAAUUUGGAAAACUUUGAACUUGAUUGUAAAGACACGAUAUUUUUCAAAACUAUUUACAUUGUAUCAUGUUUUUGUAAACAUCUAUAUCUGUUUCAAUUGGACACUAUAGGAAAAAUUGAUUUGUGUAUGGUUGAAAAAAUUAUUAAUGAUGCGUUUUUAAAUAUGCUCGAAGCUGAAACAAUAGUUAAAAUUUUAUUUGUAGUUCUUGAAAACGAAAAUCUUAUGCUCGAUAUACAGGAAGUGUAUACAGAUUUUUUGAAAAAUAUUUUAAAAAUUAAUUUUAUAUGGUAUAAGUUGGAAAAGUAUAUUACCAUGGAUUCUGAAUUGUCAAAUAAAAUUUUCUUUACUCUAAGUGGCGAUCAACAACUUGAAGAUAUAAUGUUAAUGCAGAUAGAAUUUUUAAAAGAAAGCAAACAAUAUACAAAAAGGAAAAACUUUCGACAGUACUCCAACAUUGAAAUACUAAUCAAUUUUUUACGAAUGUCCCCAUUUAAAUGGAUAUAUAAAGUUGAGAAUUCAUCGUGUUCUAAAGAUACAACACAUUUAACAAUGCUGCUCGAGUACAAUUGUUUGGAUUUUUUUUUAAGACGAUUAAAUCUCUUUGGAUUUAAUAACAAGUACGCUUUUGAAGAGCUCUUUGCAACACUGCUGAUUUGUUUUAACAUGAAUAUUGAUGAAGACUCACAAACUUUAGCUGAGAAAUUUCGCUUUAAGAAGGCUAUUCUUGAAGCGAUGUGUAAUUUAAUAAUUCUAUGUUACCGACAGCCUUUUAUUGGUAAAACAGACCAGGUUUGUCUGCAUUACACACGCAUCCCAACAUUAUAUGUUGGUACAAUAUGGUUAAAAAAGCUGCACCGAAUUUAUUGUAAUUCUAAUGAUGAACGUAGAGUCAGAAAUAUAUUUAAUUUUCCUAAUUUAGAAAGAAGCUACAAAGAAAGACAGUACUACACGUUUAAAUUUGGAAAAAAUCAAGGAAUUACAUGUCAAAGUGUCAAUCCUCAUUUAACCGAAAUGAAAUUUGAUGUUGAUAGCUCCAUUUUAUUAAUGAUAGAGCUACUGUUGGACCAGAUGUCAAAUGGAAAUUACAUGGAAGUAUUGCCUAGUUUGAGUUCAAUAAUGGAGUUCAAUGUCACCAAAGAUAGAUUUGAUCACUUAAUUUGUCAUAUAAAUUCUAUUAAAGAUGUUGUUUCAAUACAUGACACAUUGUCUUAUCAGCAUAUUGUAUUUUGUUUAUUAAAAUGUUUAUCUUUCGGAGAUGUUAGGGAAAUUAUGCAAUCAUCGAAUAUAUGGUCAGUUGUUAACACUUGUUUGAAAAACAAGCAAAUGUUCUUAAAAGUUUCUACAAUGCAUGGCUUACUGGCAAUUUCACAUUCAUUUUUUGUUUCUGAAACCAUUACCAAAGAUGACAAACAUUUAUUUUGUACUUCACUUUUAUCUUGUUUGAACAACGUCUUUAGCUAUAGUGAGGUAUAUGAUCGUUUAUUAUGUAGUCUAAAAGCGAUCUUAUCGUACCAUGACAAUUCAACCGAAAUAAUGAAUCGGUACCUAGAAACAAAUAUGAAAAAUGAAGCACGCGUUGAGUUAAUUUGUUGCGUUUUACAAAGUUUUGAAAAUUUAAUAGUUCGACAAAUUAUCGAAGAAAAAACUCUACCCAAACUAUUAGACGUUCUAUUGACACUUUCAAAGGAGGAUAAUUAUGUUAUCAGUCUUACGGCUUUACAGACAUUGGUCACAAUAGCUUAUUCUAGAUCAUCGGAAAGUUUAAAACAAACAGAGGAAGCAAAUGGUGUGGUACAAACGGAUAUUCAAUCCAAUGGAUUGGUCCUUGAAAUAAUCCAUCAGCUGCUGUUUAUAUUAAGAGUUUGUCCCGCUAAAGAUGUAGAAGUAAUCGGAGUAUCUUUAUAUCAUCUUGUAACUGAUUUAAGUCGACCUAAUGAUAUCCUAUCGCUGAUAAUUAAAGAAUUCUUAGAUAUUUAUAAUCCAUAUCCAUUUCUCAUUGCAAAAGUAGUUUUUGGUGUGUUCAAAUCAGCAAUUGAUGCAAAUUUGUUCAUAUUUUUGCAAGAUUGUAUAAUAUCGGUACUUCCUAAUAUUUUGUCCAUAAAUAACAAUAACGAGAGAGUUUUCCGUUUAACUGUACUUUUUUCUUCCAUAUGCUUAGAUGACAAUAAUAAUUGCCUCUAA